This is a messenger RNA of Platichthys flesus (European flounder), 3476 nucleotides long. Its product is annotated as SH3 and cysteine-rich domain-containing protein 2-like. Lineage: Eukaryota; Metazoa; Chordata; Actinopteri; Pleuronectiformes; Pleuronectidae. Gene Ontology annotation, cellular component: extrinsic component of cytoplasmic side of plasma membrane. Bases 327 to 1583 code for a protein of 418 amino acids. The transcript is spliced from 11 exons. Gene Ontology annotation, biological process: positive regulation of voltage-gated calcium channel activity; positive regulation of protein localization to plasma membrane; skeletal muscle contraction. Gene Ontology annotation, molecular function: protein binding. The record is from RefSeq and is a predicted model, not a curated record.
GAGAGAAGCACGCGCAUCGACCGGCUCCUGCAGCCGGAUGCUCUCCUCCACAUCUGACGUAUUUCACCUUCUUCCUUAGAAUUAAGUGCGUGGAACAACACGCAGCGUUUUGACGGAAUAGCUCGCUACACUUCGCCACAGACGCAGAUGGACACCGCCGCCGCCACCGACACAUGACUGGACGAAAGCAGCUCUUCCUCCCCUGAGACCGACGCGAUGUCCGAACCUCCGAGUUUCUAGUUUCCUCUCCACUCUCUCUCUCUCGCCCCUUGUUUCCCCACUGGACUCGUCGGAUUUAAGUUUUUUUUUUCCUGUGUCCGUUUGAAAUGACAGAAAUAAGCGAGAAGGAGAACGAGCCACAGAACAGAGACCUGCACCGACCGCUGCCCAGCCACCAGGAGUCCAAGUUGCAGCGGCUGAAGCGCUCCCUGUCCUUCAAGUCUGUCAUGCGCAGUAAGAGCAUGGACAACUUUUUCCAGCGUAAUGGCGAAAUGCGCCUGCCCUCGGCCCUCAUCACAACACCACAACAACCACCACCACCUCCGCAGUCUCCUCCACCCUUCUCCGAGUGCCCCCCGGCCUAUGAGCACUCCCCCUCCCAGUCCCCGUUGGUCAGUCCCAACCCUUCAUUGACGUCUCACUCGCCUUCAAUCAGUCCCUCGCUGUCCGUCACCUCCACAGCCCAGCCAAAGACUCAGGCCCAGCCGGUGCAGCCAGGGAAGACGCACUGCUUCCAGGAGCAUGUCUUCCGUAGGCUUACCUGCUGCCAGAGAUGCAAACACAUGAUCCAAGGAAACUCCAAGCAGGGCCUGCGCUGUAAAGCCUGUAAACUGGCGGCCCAUCUCUGGUGCUCGUCUGAGCUCUCCCAGCAGCCCUGUAAUGGAAAGUCAGGAGCUUUCAAGAGAAACUUCAGCUCUCCCCUGCUGACCACCGAUCCGCUGGGUGUGGUCAGAGAGGCGCCCGCCGCUCAGGAGGCGGAUAACGGCAGCGUUGACCCCGUGUACGAGGCGCUGCGCUACGGGACCUCGCUGGCUCUGAUGAGUCGCUCCAGCUUCGGCAGCAUCUCAGAGUCGCCUUGUCACGAGGCAGAGAAACCACAAGACAAACUCGAGAACCAGCCGAUUGCUGAAGAGGAACAAAUACCAGGAAUGCUCACCCCUCCUGAAAGCGAGAAAGCUGAUUCCGAAGACAGGGUCAGCCUGAAGACUCCCAAACGAGUGGAGGUCCACUCCGUCCACACCUACGUGGCUCUCUACAAGUUCCUGCCUCAGGAGAAGAACGACUUGGAACUACAGCCUGGUGACAGAGUUCAAGUCACAGAGGACUCCAACGAGGACUGGUGGAAGGGGAAAAGCAGAGACAAGGUGGGAUAUUUCCCGGCCAACUUUGUUCAGCGGGUUCGCCCCGGCGAGCGGGUGUGGAAGGUCACCGAUGGUUUCCACGGCAACCGUGACAAGGGCCAGAUGACUGUUAAAGAGGCCCAGAUCUGCGUGGGGAAGAACGAGGACAUUGACGGUUUCCACCGGCUGACGAGCGGGAAGAAGCGAGGCCUGGUGCCCGUGAAGUACCUGCUGGAGAUAUGAUGGCGGCGCGCUUCUCCUCGACGCUCGGUUUGAUAGAGAGGUUCACUGUAAUGGAGGAACGCUCAGGAGUGUUUAGCCAACAUCUCGCUGACCGGCCAACCACACAACCCCCCCACCCCUCCAAAAGAGUGGCAGUGAAGAAGCAGCAGCAGCUUGCGUGGACAACGACCCACAAUACGGCUUUUUACUGCAGGAGGAUUUUAAAAGGUUGGAAGGAGGGGCGCCUUCUUUUAGAGUUCCUUACGGCUACUUUUUUCCUGUAGCACAACUUGACUUUGUGGGGUUUACGACCCCUUCACAAACAAAAUGUAGCAUCACGUAGAAGAGGAGAAGAGUGCAGGAAGUCCGGCUACCUCACUACACAUCUCCAUUGGCCAAUGCGUCUGCAAAUAAAGGGAAGACGACGACGACUAUAUUAUGAUGUCAAGGCGUGGAGGCCUUUGGGACUUUGUGAGCAAACUGUCUUCAUUUCAUUGUCCAUGUAAAGAAAACAAGACGCAAAAGAGAUCGUGAAAGAUUGUAGCUGUUUAUCGUAGUCGCUUGUGCAAACAUGUCACGGUUGGUUGUCUCAAACCCUGCAACAGAUCCGGGUUUGCAGAGUCAGCUGAAGAAAUAAACCCACGAGACUGCAGCUCACGAUGCGCUGAUGUGAUGUGGAGUCACGAUGUGUCGCUCUCACCAGGAAACGACUCAGGUAUUACAUCACGUCAAAUUUGAGUCCACUCUGCUCGGUUUUGGUCAAAUGAAAGUCACGACCCACUCGCCGCAUUUCAGUCUGCUCCCCCGGUGAUUAGAUUACUUUGCAGUUUUGCUCCCCGCAGCACGGAUGUGAUAAAUGCUUUCCCUGCACCUCUGGGGAGCUUCUCUCUCACUAUGCCCUUCAGUCACACUUGCAGAUUGGUGUAGUUCACUCUGUUCCAUGUAACUCUUAAAAAAAAGAAUCUGGUCGAUAUAUUCUCUGCGUUGUUUAUCUGUAAUGUCCUGUGAUGCUCGCUGUCAUGUGCGGUUGUGUGCUGCAACAUGACGACGGUGCGCUGUCUUGACUUUCUGAUGCUUUCCUUCCGGGGAAGAACGGAGCAAAACUAAAGUUAUAAUAAAAAUGUCGGUAAUUCAGGUUGAUCAAUUAAAAACCAAACCCAGUGUCAUCUCAGAAGGUCGCGCACCUGUCAAGACAAAGUGUUGCAUUUUUGGGAUAAAUGGCAGCGGCGACUCCUCCUCCCAGCACACCAGGUUAUUUUUAAAUAACACUGCAGAAGGACUGUUAUUUUUUAGGUGAUGAAAAGCAAAAUCACACCAUUCGAUUUAUUGCUCUGUUCCUAGAAACCAUGAGGCAGCGUCAAACUGCCUUUGCUGUGGCAAUAAUAUGUAAAUAACAAUAUGACAGUAUUUGUAAAUAUCCUUAUAAAUAUAUUCUAUACUGAGUCUGAGUAGCUCUCUGAUAUCCAAGAGCUUUGCAGAUAUCCAGUAGCCAGGUAAGGGCAUUAACCUCACAGUUAUAAAUUACAUUAAAUUAUUAUUUAUUGUCCCACUUAUCAAUGUAUGCAUCUCUAUGCUCGAUUAACAUUAGCCCUGUUAGCACAAAUCUUUUUAAAUACUAUGCACAACUAGGCACUCACUUUAUUUUGUACUCCGCUUAUUUCCAGUUGGCACAUGCAUAUCUAUGUCGGUGUAUAUCUGUGCUUUUUGCAUCGUGGAUAAAGAUUCCAGCGUCGGGGUUUUUGCAGCUUUUACAAAAUGUCCAUCUCAGUUCAUUACCUUCACUGGAUAGAACCAAGAUUGGCUCAGGAUCAGUAUUCCCAGGUAAAUUCCCUUGCACACCACCAGGCUAGUUCUCUGCAUGGCGAGCUGCCCUGUGACCCGCACAUCUCUCUCAAUAAAGGCAGAUGAACUCUC